This is a messenger RNA of Heterobasidion irregulare TC 32-1, 1485 nucleotides long. RefSeq lists its product as uncharacterized. The transcript is spliced from 3 exons. Gene Ontology annotation, biological process: transsulfuration. Gene Ontology annotation, cellular component: cytoplasm. Lineage: Eukaryota; Fungi; Basidiomycota; Agaricomycetes; Russulales; Bondarzewiaceae. Gene Ontology annotation, molecular function: pyridoxal phosphate binding; cystathionine gamma-lyase activity. The coding region runs from base 1 to 1341 and encodes 446 amino acids. The record is from RefSeq and is a predicted model, not a curated record.
AUGACACCCGUUGCACUCUCUAGCGAGCACAUACACACCAAUGGAUACCAUGCGAAGAAACUUCACCAGGAGGACCUCGACGGGUUCGGCACCCGCGCCAUCCAUGUCGGUGCAGAGCCAGACGCUGAGACUGGCGCAGUCAUCCCUUCUAUUUCGUUAAGCACGACGUACAAGCAGGACGGUGUGGGAAUCCAUAAGGGCUUCGAAUACUCACGAUCGGGAAAUCCCAAUCGCAAUGCCCUAGAGCGCACUCUGGCCUCGCUUGAAUCUGGAGGCGCACAUGCACUUGCAUUCGCAUCUGGCUCGGCAACGACCGCAACGGUCAUAUCCUCCCUGGGCCCCAACGCGCACAUCGUGAGCGUAAACGAUGUUUACGGAGGCACGUUCCGAUACAUGGCCCGCGUCGCAAAAGAGAACCAGGGUCUCGAAACGACAUUCGUCGACUUGGAAAACGCAGAUGAAGUCAAGGUCCGGUCUGCACUCCAGGAAAAUACCAAACUUAUCUGGAUAGAAUCGCCAACAAACCCCACUUUGCGUCUGAUUGACAUACCCCGCAUUGUCUCCAUCGCCCGCUCACAUCCAUCGAACCCCCUCGUCCUCGUCGACAACACUUUCCUCUCUCCCUUCUACUCCUCCCCUCUCCUCCAAGGCGCCGACAUCGUCCUCCAUUCCCUAACUAAAUAUGUCAACGGUCACUCUGAUGUCGUCAUGGGCGCACUGAUUCUCCCCGCCCACCGCGCCGCGACGCACGAACGCCUGGCCUUCCUUCAGAAUGCUAUCGGGGCGGUCCCGAGCCCCCACGACUGCUGGCUCGCCCAGCGCGGCGCCAAGACGCUCCACCUGCGCAUGAAGGAGCACGGCCGGAACGCCCUCGCGGUCGCGCGCGCGUUGGCCGCGAGCCCGCACGUCACGGGCGUCAUCUACCCCGGACUCUCCUCGCACCCGCGCAACGCGCUCGCGCGCCGCUCGCUCUCGCCACACGCCGCCCGCUUCGUCGACGCGUUCCUGGCGUCUCCCCCCGACGUCGACGCUGCACCACACGACGGCUCGUUUCCAUACGGUGGGAUGGUGUCGUUCCGCAUCCGCGGCGGAGGCGAGGCGGCGCAUCGCUUCCUGCGCUCAACGCGUUUGUUUGCGCUCGCGGAGAGCUUGGGCGGAGUCGAGAGUCUUGCCGAACUACCGGCUCUCAUGACGCACGGGAGCAUCCCGCCGAAGGAGCGGGAGGAGCUUGGGAUUGGAGAGGACCUGAUCCGGCUGUCGGUUGGUGUUGAGGAGGGAGAGGAUCUUGUGCGCGAUGUGUUGCAGGCGCUGGAGUCUGCUGUUCGCGAUGGGCAGGCAUGAAGGGAAGCCGUCUGACGGCGGUGACGUUCAUCGGGGUUUGAGGGGGUAGAUGAAGCAGCUUAUUACACUAGAGAGUUGUGUCCGAGCAUCCUAUUGUUAUUAUUUCUUGUUUAUUCUAUAUAUCCCCACGCAUGGAUAUACGUC